This is a messenger RNA of Lathyrus sativus (Indian pea), 981 nucleotides long. Lineage: Eukaryota; Viridiplantae; Streptophyta; Magnoliopsida; Fabales; Fabaceae. The record is from the annotation of a GenBank genome assembly.
AUGUAUGUUUGUGAGAUGAGUUGUGCAGCAGCAGCAGCAACAACAAAACUGGUUGCUCCGUUUCCAUCUCCAACAUCGCUUCUUUCGUUGAAUUCUAGUGAUGCUGUGGAAGUGAAACCCAAUCAAAAUGGGUAUAAAUGGCGCUUGGUUUUGGCAUAUGAUGGAACCAGAUAUGCAGGUUGGCAAUAUCAGGAGUCUCCCCCUACGGUACAAUGCGCGGUCGAAAAAGCUUUAAUUCAAACAACAAACCUUCAAAGGAAGGAACUUCAGUUGGUUGGUGCAAGCAGAACUGAUGCAGGAGUCCAUGCCUGGGGCCAGGUUGCACAUUUUUAUACACCGUUUAAUUACGAAAACUUGGAUAGAAUUCACGCGGCUUUGAAUGGUCUUCUUCCUUCUGAUAUCCGACUUAGAGAGAUCAGCCCUGCGUCCGCCGAAUUCCAUGCUCGCUUUUCUGUAAAAAGUAAGAUUUAUCAUUACAAGAUUUACAGUGACACCGUAAUGGAUCCGUUCCAGCGCCAUUUUGCUUAUCAUAGUAUGUAUAAACUCAAUAGCGCUGCUAUGAGAGAAGCUGCAAAAUAUUUUAUUGGGAAGCAUAAUUUCUCUGCUUUCGGAAAUGCAUCUCAUAACGAUCGCGUACCAGAUCCAGUGAAGCAUAUUUUCCGAUUCGACGUGAAAGAAAUGGGAGCUCUUUUGCAGCUAGAAGUUGAAGGCUCGGGUUUCUUAUACAGACAAGUCCGAAACAUGGUGGCUUUGUUGCUUCAAGUAGGUAAGGAAGCGAUUCCUCCGGACAUCGUUCCAGAUCUUUUGGCAAGUCGAGAUCGCAGGGAGCUUGCGAAAUACUCAUUUUAUCUUCCACCGCAAGGUCUUUGUCUUGUUUCUAUCAACUAUAAUGAAAGUCACUUGUUGCCUCCACCAGAUUGCCCUGCCAAAAGUUUUGGUAUGCAUUAUACCAUAAGAAAAUGCAAAGCUUUAUUCUAUUGA